AAGGAAAAUCAUCUGUCAGAAUGUCCGAAAUACCCCCCACUCGUGACUACAUGGGUAGCCAAACCAAAGGCAUCACAGUAAUUUCACGCCAACUUACGUACGUAAAAGUAGCUAGGCCUUGCAAGUUGAAGAAAACAAAGAAUGCAGCGUAAGCCAUCUUAAGCCCCUCUCAAUCGAUCUCAAAGGCCGGUCGGAGGACUUUUCCGGCACAAGUUUCAGAUUUCAGGCAUUGUCAGUACUGUGAUUGUGGGUACGUAUGAUUGGACUGUAGAUCGAGGCGAUGGGGCUUUUCCCAUCCCUUCUUUAUGCGUUGACAAAAACUGAAUCAUUCAGGAAAUGGAGGAACCGUAAGAUUGAUGUUGGAAAGGAAACUGCAAAAGCAUUGGCAAAGGAAGCGAGGAAGAAUGAGUUGAUAUUAAGUUCUUCAGGGACUCUGAAGUCCAAAAAAUCUGACAACUUUGCUUCAGUCUGCUCUAAAGGAGGGAAGAAGGGGAUUAAUCAGGAUUGCUUAAUUGUUUGGGAGGAGUUUGGAUGCCAAGAAGACAUGAUGUUUUGUGGCAUUUUCGAUGGGCAUGGCCCAUGGGGGCACCUUGUAGCCGAAAGGGUGAGGAAAUCAGUGCCUGCUUCUUUGCUGUGCAAUUGGCAAGAAACUCUAGCUUCAACCUCGCUUGACCUGGAUUUUGAAAUGGAAGCGGAUAGAAAUCUUCGUGGGUUUGAUAUAUGGAAGCAAUCCUACUUAAAAACUUAUGCUUAUGUUGACCACGAGCUUAAGCAUCAUCCCGGAAUUGAUUCUUUUUGUAGUGGAUCUACAGCUCUCUCAAUUGUUAAACAGGGUGAACACCUUGUCAUGGCAAAUGUUGGCGAUUCUCGGGCUGUACUGGCGACGACAUCUGAUGAUGGCCAUUUGGUACCGCUUCAGCUUAGCGUCGACUUUAAGCCCAAUUUACCUCAGGAGGCAGAACGAAUAGCAGAGUCCAAAGGGCGAGUGUUCAGUUUAGACGACGAACCAGGGGUGUACAGGAUGUGGAGGCCUAAUGGGGAGACAUCAGGACUAGCGCUGUCAAGAGCCUUAGGCGACCACUACCUAAAGGACUUCGGUCUUAUCUCUGUGCCGGAUGUGACACAAAGGAACAUAACCAGCAGAGACAAAUUUGUGAUUUUGGCGACAGAUGGGGUGUGGGACGUUAUUUCCAACCAAGAAGCUGUGCAGAUUGUUUCUUCAACGGCCGACAGGGAAAAAUCAGCCAAAAGGCUGGUGGAGUGUGCUGUUGGAGCAUGGAAACACAAGAAGCGAGGCAUUGCAAUGGACGACAUCUCAGCUGUUUGCCUCUUCUUUCACACUUCAAACCUCACAAUGCAAGCCUCCAAACCGGUUGGCAUAAGAAAUUAAAGCUGCCUAAUUGCAUGCUUAUAGCCUUCCUUUUGUCAUUGAGGUUGUUGUAUAUAUAUACAUGUAAACCUUGAUUGGGAUUAAGUACUGUACUUUUGUGACUGUUUGUUGUAUAUACAUUUAUAAUGUUUUGGUGGCCGGAUUUAAAAUUCUCUACGUGGUUGAGAUGGA
Molecule: messenger RNA, 1561 nt
Organism: Alnus glutinosa
Lineage: Eukaryota; Viridiplantae; Streptophyta; Magnoliopsida; Fagales; Betulaceae
Product: probable protein phosphatase 2C 34
Exons: 5
Coding region: 281-1390 (369 amino acids)
Biological process (GO): protein dephosphorylation
Molecular function (GO): protein serine/threonine phosphatase activity
Source: RefSeq, a predicted model, not a curated record